AUGUCACUUAUCUCAUCACUGACUUCGUCGCCUAUGGCGAGUCCUUCUGCAUCUUGGCCGUUGCUAAAGACUGACCUUGCCACCACAACUGUGCCGCAGUGCGGGAAAAACCAAAAGAUUGCCAUUGACAAUGUGAAGGUGUUCGAUGGCUGGAAACUGCUGCCCCCAUCCACAGUCAUCAUUGACGGCACGGUUAUAGGAGACGACGAAUCCCAUGUUACGGUGCGAAUUGAUGGAGAAGGCGGCGUUCUUCUUCCUGGCUUUAUCGAGUCUCAUGCCCAUCCACGAAAUAAUGACGAUCUGGAGGCCCUCACAAGUAACGGGGUCACGACCGCAUUUCAAAUGGCUUGUUUUGCAAAGGGUCAAUGCACAGCUCUCGACGGCCAGAAAGGUCUCGUUGAUCUCCUGGCGGGGACUACCCCUGCAUCUGCCCCUGGAAGUACGCAUGGUGAUCUCAUCCAGAACAACACGUCGGACCCAAGUUUGCUUGUUCAAGGAGAAACCGACGUUUCGCGCUGGGUUGAAGAACAGCUCUCGUGGGAGCCCGACUUCUUCAAGCUGGUUGUGGAGACUCCUGGUCUUUCACAAAACACCUUGGAUGCUUUGGUUGGUCAAGCACAUAAUCACAGCAGGCAGGUUGUAUGCCAUGCAGCAGACGCCGAGUCCCACGUCCAAUCUAUGAAGUCAGGCACAGACCAAAUUCAUCACACUCCGCUCGACAAGCCAAUCACACACGAUCUGGCUCAACAAGUCUUUGAACGCGGCCAGGUCCUUGUCCCCACAUUAUCCAUAAUGAAAGCAUUCGCCGAUCUUGGGGACGCCGGGCAAUUCAGUUACGAGGCUGCUCGUGAAUCACUGAGGUUGUAUCAUGAAGCCCACGUUCCGAUUAUAGUUGGGACAGAUGCAAACCAUGAAAUUUCCGCCGCCGUAUCCUUCGGAGUAUCCUUCCACGAAGAACUUGUGCUUAUGGCGGAGGCUGGAAUGUCGAAUGUUGAGCUUCUCAGAUCUGCUACGGUUGUGCCAGCCAGGCAUUGGGGAUUAAACGAUCGAGGAAGCAUCAAGCCUGGAAAGAGAGCUGAUUUGAUCUUGGUCGAGGGAGAUCCUACUAACAACAUCGAGGACACGCGCAACAUUAAGAGGGUGUGGGUUGCUGGAACGGAAUACACCAAGUCUCAGUAG
Molecule: messenger RNA, 1179 nt
Organism: Clonostachys rhizophaga
Lineage: Eukaryota; Fungi; Ascomycota; Sordariomycetes; Hypocreales; Bionectriaceae
Source: the annotation of a GenBank genome assembly